Drosophila sulfurigaster albostrigata is the source of this 2618-nucleotide messenger RNA. Its product is annotated as zinc finger protein 853. Gene Ontology annotation, cellular component: nucleus. NCBI's taxonomy places the organism in Eukaryota, Metazoa, Arthropoda, Insecta, Diptera, Drosophilidae. The record is from RefSeq and is a predicted model, not a curated record. The transcript is spliced from 3 exons. Bases 635 to 2374 code for a protein of 579 amino acids.
UCAUUGUUGCUGUUGUUUUUGUAUUUUAUUUCUUUUUUUGCUCUCGCUGGUCGCGUCGCGUUUUGUGUAUGUUUCGCCCUGCGCCGCAUUUUCUUUGUUUUUCGCUUUUGUGUUGUUCGCCUGAAGAAAAAUCAAGUUAACAGCCAACGCACGCAACGCGCCAUCGAUAUACAGGGUGUGUGAGUGUGUGUGGGCAGAGAGAAGGCAGCGACAACGACCGAGGCAGAGGCAGCGAAGCAAUAACGACGAGGAGCUUCAGCUUCGCUUUGCCGGGUCGCCAACGAUCGUCGCUUGUUGUUGUUUUUGGUUUUGCGCGUGUGCAUUAAAAAUAAAAAGCCUGCAGCGCCAACGCAGACGUCGACUGCGACGCUUCGCUUGCUUCUGCUACUGCUCCCAUUGUGUUGUUGUUGCUUCGCUUCGCUGAUUCAGAGACGUCGCGCUGUCGACGUCGACUGAAACUCGACUUUUGGCGUUUUGUCGAGGUUGCUGAGCCCGGGCGAACGAGCCGCGAAUCCAGUUUCUUCUUCACUCUCGGCCUCGGCUAACAAACAACGCGAAACAGCCACGGCAAAAAAGAAAUAAAAAUAAAAGCAAGCAGAAAUCACUUUUUUUUUGCUCGUUUGCCAAUUGUUGAAUGUACUGCGGCAAGAGCAUGGAGCUUUCGUCCGCCGGCUGUGCUGAUUGCUGCAGCGACUGCACCCCCGUCCCACCCGCUUGCUGUGCUACGUCCGGCAGCUGCUGCGAAGAAGCUGCCUGCUGUGAAACGAAUUGCCAGCUGCUGCCGAGCGAACAGACGAUCAGCUAUGAAUAUCACGAGCCCGAAGAGAAUUUUGUGUCGAUUGAUGAUGCGAAGAUUAAAAGCUUGCUGCUCAAGAUUGGACAACAGCAGCAGCAACAACGACAACAAUUACAGCGCGAAUUGCAGCAGGAAAGGGAACGACAGCGGCAACAACAGCAGCAGCAGCAACAGAUUAUUGAGCUAUUGGAUGAUGAUGAGACUGCAAUUCGAUGCUCACCUGAUAUACAGUUGAUUCCCAAGCCCGUGGAACAACAUCGCAUUGUGGCACGCAUUGAGCUGAGCGACAGUGAGUGCGAUGAGGAAGAGCAGGAGACAAUAGCUGAGAAGGAGUUGCCACUCAGCUGUGAACUGCGAUCGAGUCCGGCUCACAUCAUCGUGCUGCAGUCGGAUGAUGACGAGCAGACGAAUCUUUUGCAGCCACUGCCUCCAGAGGUUGCAACUGCAACAAAGAAGAGACCCACGAGACCUUAUGUGAAGCGACGGGGUCGCAAUUUCUAUCAGUGCCAAGCGUGUGGCAAGAAAGUGCAGUCCAACUACAAUUUGCGGCGUCACAUGAUGAUACACACAGGAGAACGUCCCUUUCCAUGCGACUUAUGCGAGCGUCGCUUUCGCGAGUUCAGCGAUCUGAAGAAGCAUCGACGUCGUCACAUGAACGAUCCGCGCUAUAUCUGCAUGAUCUGUCACUUGUAUCCACCGAUGGAGCAGGACUCCACGCGCUGUGUGGAAUGUGAGGGCAAGAAUCUGUUGCUCAAUCCUCAGGACUGUGAAGAUGGGCCAGAAGUUGUGAAUGCUGUGGACAAAGACGAUGACGACGAUGAAGAGGCUGAACCAGAAGCAGAGCCAGAGCAGGCACAGGAAACAGAUCAAGAGGAAGGAGAUGAUACGUUGAUGUCGCCUCCACCAGUUGCCACAACUCUAAUUGCCCCGCCGUCACCCUUGCUGGUGGUCACCUUGGUGCCUCCAUUGCCAACGCCACCUCCCAGUGCAUCGGUAACAAUUUCGAGCAUUCCGCGGAGCUACAGCAGCGCGAACUCUUCCUCGUCGCUGAGCAACGAUGCAACUUUAGUGUCGCAGUUGCCAGCGCGAACUUCCCGCAAUCGACGUUCCUAUCCCUGUCCGCUCUGUCAUCGUCCAUUUGGAACGCGGCACAAUCUCAAGCGACACUACAUGAUACACACGGGAGAGAAACCCUUCAGUUGCACCAAGUGCCGGAAGCCGUUUCGGGAGUGCUCCACGCUCAAGAAGCAUAUGGUGACCCAUGUGCGAGAACGCUGGUAUAAAUGCCUGAGAUGUCCAGCCAAGUAUAAGGACUACUUGCAUUACACGUCACACAAGGCGACGCAUGGCAAUGAGACACCAUUGGAGUUGGGAUCUGUUGCUCAGCAUAGAGUGCGUUCCUCGGACAGUGAUGAUGGGGAAAGCUCUCUGGAGGAUUGGCUGGAGUGCUGUGAAUGCCAGAGUCGAUUUACACGCCUGGAUGCGUAUACAGCGCAUCUAAAGCAACACGAUUUGGAACUGUAUGGCAUGAGUGUGGAUGAUGUGGAGGACGAUGAUCAGGAAGUCGAAGUGGCUUAGUUCACGAUGUACUGCAAAGGUUAGAGCAGUUUUUUGCGAGCCUGUUAAUUAAAAAUGCUUUUUAGGUUGUAACAUUGUUAAAGAGCUUUCUGUCUGCCCGUCUGUCCACAUCUCUAAAUGACUGGAUUACAGAAACUAUAAGAGCUAGAGCUAUGAAACUUUGUAAUAUGACUUUUAAUGAGUCUAUAAAGCUCGAGUUUAGCUUAGAAUUUAGCCACGCACCCUCGUUUAUAGUAUAUAAAAU